Molecule: messenger RNA, 2450 nt
Organism: Halteromyces radiatus
Lineage: Eukaryota; Fungi; Mucoromycota; Mucoromycetes; Mucorales; Cunninghamellaceae
Product: calcium-activated chloride channel-domain-containing protein
Exons: 8
Coding region: 135-2393 (752 amino acids)
Biological process (GO): chloride transmembrane transport
Cellular component (GO): cortical endoplasmic reticulum
Molecular function (GO): chloride channel activity
Source: RefSeq, a predicted model, not a curated record
CUGUAUUUCUGAAACAAUCAAUGCCAAAAACAUAAGGCUCACCGAACCGAGAUUCAAUUCCAUAAGCACAUAACACCACAUUCGCUCUUCACCACCUUUUUUUCCUUCCAUUUUUUUUUUCUUUUUUAAUUUCAAUGGAUAGUUCUACUAAUGUUAAAUCUUUAUCUCACUUGUUUCCGUCCAUGAUAACAAGAACACCUGACAUUGGAAACGACAAGAACUUUGAUGAUACUUUACAAGAACAACUUCCUCCUAAUCAUGGCAUAGAUUAUGUUAUUAUAUUUCGAUAUCCUACUACUACUACUACUAGUGACCGACAUCAACUGGAACAACAAGUGAUUCAUGGUCUUCAAUCACUUACCUCAAAACUCACCCGAGCACAACUUUACUUUGAAAUUAAACAAGGUCAAGAAAGUGGUACAUUGCUUGUACUUGUUGGUUGUCCACAGUCUCGUUUAUACAAGGAAUACAAAGCUGAAAGAACUCGCGACUUUUUACUUGGUAUCUCUUUGGAUAGUACGCACUUGAGUGGAAAUACGGUUAUUAAUAAAGAUGCCCUAAAAUCAUCAUCAUCAACUUUUGGACAAGAUUUUAGUGAAGCGAAUAGAUUACGUUUGAUUUAUGAUAUUUUGACUUCUUCAGAAUCAAAUGGUGGUGCUGAUAUCUCUCCUCAUAUUGAUCCUUUUGUUGAAAGUAUUAUGCCUUUACAUAAUGAUGAAUUCAAUAAGAAAUGGAUAUCUACUUGGUCAAAGAAAUGGUUGAUUGAUAAUGAUGAUUUAUGUACUAUAAGAAAUCAUUUUGGUGAAAAGAUUGCGUUUUACUUUGCCUUUGUCCAAUUCUAUUUUCUCUGGUUGACAAUUCCUGCUGGUUUGGGCGUUUUGGUUUACUUUACUAACAGCAAUGCAAUCUCGAUAUCGUACUCGUUGUCUAUACUCGUUUGGGGGAUCACUUUUACGGAAAUGUGGAAAAGGAAACAAAAGGAAUUGGCUGUUAUGUGGGAUGUACUCAAUUGUUCUAAACAUGAAAAACGUCGUGCUGCUUUCAAAGGUGAUACUACUGUGGCUGAUCAGGUAACAGGGGAAGAAAUGCCUUUUGUAUCUACUUGGAAAAUCAUUCUACGUCGUGUCUUGGCUAUUCCUGGUGUUGCUCUUGGUGCUAUCCUCUUGUUAUUUAUUGUUACCUUUGUAUUUAUGCUUCAACUCUUCUUGCAUGAAUAUUAUACUGGCCCAUUCAGAUCUAUUUUGCAUUACGCUCCAACUAUUGGUUAUGUCCUAUUGAUUCCAACCAUGUCUGGUAUUUAUAGUACCUGGGUACGAUUGUUAACCAAUUGGGAAAUGCAUAAGACUGAAACUUCCUGGGAAUUCAAUUAUACUCAAAAAAUCUUUGUUGCUAAUUUUUUGGUUGGAUAUCUAUCUCUCUUCUUUAUUGCUUGGAUUUAUAUUCCCUUUGGUGAUCAUGUUCUUCCUUAUUUGAUCGAAUUCAACAUUAGUCAUGAACAUCAAAAGGUAGACUUUCAACGACUUCGCGAUCAAUUGGUAUAUUUUGUGGUCACAGGACAAGUCGUGGGUUUCUUUACUGAAAUGGUGGUUCCUUAUCUUAUGGCUUGGUUGAUGCCCAAAGCAAAAAAAUUCAUGUCAAAGGUAGUUCAUCGUCAUUCUUCUGAAAACCAAUCAUCAUCAACAAUCAAAGACAAGAAUAUCUCAUCAUCACUCUUAGCAUCACCAUCAUCAUCAUCAUCACCAUCAGCAGUGGCACCAUUAUCACAUGAUGAUCCCGAAUUUAUCAAGAAAAUAUAUAAAGAAGUUGGUCAAGAGGAAUAUAAUAUUUAUACAGAUUAUGUGGAAAUGAUUAUCCAGUUUGGUUAUGUUAGUAUGUUUUCCCCAGUAUGGCCAUUGACUGCUUUAUGUUGUUUGGCUAACAAUUGGAUUGAACUACGAUCAGAUGCUGUCAAGAUUUGCAAAUACACAAGACGACCAUCUCCACUUCGAGCUGAAAGCAUUGGUCCAUGGCUUGGGAAUAUGGAAACAAUUGUAUGGCUUUCCUCCAUCACCAUGGCAUCCUUUGCUUACCUUUUCCAUCCUACGACAAAUAUUCAUUCAAGUCAUGUUCCUAUCUACUCACUACUUGCCAUUCUAUUAUCAGAACAUUUAUACGCUGGACUCUCACUCGCUAUCCGAUCCAUCAUCUCGGUGAUACCCAAUUGGCCAGACGUCAUGAUCAAGAAAGAAGACUACAGGAUGAAGAAGCAUUGGUUACAACGAUUAGGUGAUGAUACGAAAGCAGAUGAAGUGUCAAAGCAUGAUCCAAUGGCAAAAGUAUGGGAUCAAGUGGAUCUUGCCUCAAUGACGGAUAUUGGAAUGCAAUUUAUACAAAAUCACUUCAAGUCUAGUUGAUUUUCAUUCGUAUAGUCUAGUUUAGAAAAGUAUAUUUUAUUAUUAACCUCAAUAAAC